CCCAUCCGGUGUGCACCGCCUCACAAAUCGAACCCAACAACAGUUCCGGGUGCCUUUGAUCUUCCUCACUUUGCAACAUUGUAACUUUGUGCAACAUUGUAACUUUGCAACAUUGUAACUUUGCAACAUUGUAACUUUGCAACAUUGUGUCUCCUGUGGCUGUGAGGAGCAGAGGAGCCUGGAGAGGAGACAGUGUGUUUCUCAAGCUCUGAAGGAGGAAGCAGAAGUAGGAGUAGAAGUGGGAGGAGUAACAUGAUGGAGGAGGUGGAGCCGAGAGGAGGCGACACAGAGGAGGAGACUCCUCCGAAGGACGCAAACAGUAACUGCAACCACACCGACAGCGGUGUCACUUCCUGUCCAGCGGAGGCCAUGACGGAGGUUGCCACGGAAACGGGGCAGAGCAAAGACCUUCCAGCGAUGCCACAGAAACCUGGAUCCAUAGUAGUUCAAGGGAACACCAAGAACCCGGCCAGCGAGAAGCUGGAGAGGGUCCGCAUGUGGAGCAUCACCACCUACAAGUGCACCCGCCAGGCUCUGUCGGAGAAGCUGGGCCGGGGGUCCCGUACGGUGGACCUGGACCUGGAGCCCCGCCUGGAGCUGCUCAAGGACGACCGGCAGCGCUACGACGGCGUGACCAAGCUGGCCCAGACGCUGGCCAAUCAGCUCGCUCAGUUCUCCGUUACCCAGAAGACACUGGGGGACGCCUUCUCCGAGCUCAGCCUCAAGACGCCAACGCUGCAUGUGGAGUUCGGCGUGAACGCUGACGCUCAGAAGUUUCUCUCAAAGAGCGGCAAGACUCUGACGGCGUCCAUCAACACCUUCACCUCCGAGAUGAACACUUUGGUCAACAAAACCAUCGAGGACACCAUGAUCAACGCCAAGCAGUACGAGGCCGCCAGGAUCCAGUACGACGCGUACCGAGUGGACCUGGAGGAGCUGAACCUCGGACCCCGGGACGCCAUCACUCUGCCCAAACUGGAGCUGGCCCAGAAAGACUUCCAGAGCCAGAGGGAGAAGUACCAGAGGACCAGAGACGACCUGUCCAUCAAAGUCAAGCUGCUGGAGGAGAACAAGGUCAAAGUCCUUCAUAACCAGUUGUGGCUGCUCCACAGCGCCGUCGCCGCUCACUGUUUAUCGUGCAAAAGCUUCCUGGAUCAAAACAUCCUGAAGGCCGAUGAACACCUCAACAACCCCAGCGUGGACGCCCCCUCCUGGCUGGAGGAGAGUUGACACCACAUGACCACGUAACAGCUGGACGGAUGUUUCUGGGGUUAACGGACUAGAAAUGCUCGGGCGGAAGUGAAUAUUUGGGAUAGGUAGUUAGUUUAUUUAUACGAGAGCGUAAAUAGAGUUUGAGGUGAAUUUUCAACAACUCUGCUCUGGAAAACUGAGUGAGUUCGAUGGUUUAGAGGGAAGUUAAUUAUUUUGGAAGUUUGAUUGUCUCCUGCAAGGGCUUAUAAAAGGUGGAAUUUCAACACAUUCCAGGUCUUAUUUAGAACUCCUUGUGACAUUAAUUAUCUCUCUUUCUCUUCACUAUGCAUACAUCCACAGAUGUAUAGUUCCUGUGACUUCUGACCUGUUUAGCAGAGACAAACACAUAUACACCCCUCAUGGAUUUCUUGCCUCUGUCUCACUGUGUUGGGGAGUAAAUCCAUAAUCCUCUGUGAGGCACUAAGCCUUUCUUUGAACUUUGAAAAAUCCUCAGCCACUGCCGUCAGAAACUCACAGCGAAUGAAAGUGCCUCAACAGCACUGCUCGAAAACAGCUUCUAUUUUUCUCAGAGGUUGCUACGAUGCACAAUUCCUUUAACGUCCUAUAGGGAGUUCUGUUUUGGAUCUGGGUCCUUAACUACAACUAAAUACCUGGACUCUUUCCUGUGCGGUUAAAAGGACCAACUUUGCCAUUGGCAGAUCAUAUUUAGCGGUAGAUAAUUAAAGUUAAUGCCAGAAGUUAUUUGCUAAAAGGGUGAAAUUAAACUUGACUGUUUUCUAGUUAAUGUGUUGUCUGCAAGCCAGUGUUUGUUCUUGGAUUCAGAUUUGAUGAAAUGUUGUUCAACCUCAACUUCUCCUUGAUUGAUGGCCGGUUAUCAACUAUUACAGCAGCACUUCUCUGGUUGUUUGCUGGUCAUUUCGUCCUCUGGUUUACAUGGCAAGAAACUCAACAGCCUCUUGAGACCAAUACAUUUGUGACAAUCCAAAAAUAAUGUUGCAGUAUGCUGAUGAUGAUGCCUUGUUCGUUGGUGAGAAAAUGUUGGUUGUCGCCAAUCGUUCAUGCAGUGUUUCAUUUGUAACCAAACUUUUAGUGUUCAAGAUUUGAAUUUUUGAUUGAUGGCCAUCCAUCGACUUAAUUUUCCAGCCACAGAUUUACUUUCAGCAGGACUAGUCUGGUUGUUGCUGGUAAUUUCUUACAUGAAAAGAUGCUAAACAGCGUAUAGAGAUAAAUAAUGUGCGACUAGCCGAAAUAAUGUUGCAGUAUGCCGAUGAUGUUGCCUUGUCUGUAGCCAAUUUUUCAGGCAACAUUUCAACAAAAGCCAAAGUUUAAGUGUUUAUUCUCUUUCCAAUCUAACAAUGUGAGUGUAUAAGCCACUUAUUAAGUUUAAACCACAACUUCCGAUACAUUUUUGAGCCACUCAACUAAAAUUGCGUCCAUCACACACGGUGGUUGGUACUUCUUAAAGUACUCCAGUUACACUCCAGUUUAUAGACAGCUAAAAUUACUUUUUAAGUAUUUAAUCAGACAGCUUCACAUUAAUAAACCAGUUAAGUGGCCAGUUUCGUUAGUUCAUUUUCUACAAGUCAAGUAGUCGACCAUUGUCAUCCAUUAGUUUCUUGUUUAUUGGUGAAGAAAGGCUACUGACAUCAUUCAUCAGCAGCCAAAUUAUUGGCCGUCCUUCAAGAUUAAAACCAAUUUAUAUUACUUUUUCUGACUGUUAGACCUGAAUUACUACGUUGUUAAAAGCCUAAGAUAUUUAUAUUCAGUUUAGUUGAAAAGACUGAAUAAAUGUGCUGCCUUUUUAUGUUGUUUUUUUUCCUUCUGAUUGAGAAACAUUCCAGGCUCUGCUGUUCAUCCUGAUGAUCGUUUGAUGGACAAAAUAACAGAAACACCUUAAAUUUGUGAUGAAUUUCAAGGCAGUGUUGAAUUAAAUAGCAUCCUAAUGUAAAACGUUGCUGUUAUUUUGUCCACCUGCUAAAUGUCUGGCACUCUUUGCACUCUUUUCGAAGCAUAAUCUGCCUUAAAUGUGUCCAGUGAAUUGACUCUUUUCAGACUGUUUUGUUUAAAUGUAUGAAUGUUUUUUUGUUUGUGUCACGACAACAACUAUGCAAUGACUGUUGCUGCUUUUUGUGCAAUAAUGUCUCAAAAACCUUGCCUUAAAAAAAAAGAUAUAUAUGUUCACUGCUAAUGACUUUGAAUCCUCGUCCUCUGAACAAACUGAAACCUCCAACCUGAGUCGAAUAACGUCCUAAGGGGAAAUUCCACUGUUGUUGCUUUGAUUCGGUGUCGGUUCUCCCCUGUUCUUCCCUCCAACAGACUGAUCGCAUGCUCGUAACAAACAUUUCAAGAAAUCCUCUCAGAAGAACUCUGCUGACCCUGAAUCAGUUGUUAUGUUAACACAGACCAAAAAUAAGGGGUUAAAGGGGAAUUUUCUUUUUUUCUUUUAAGUAUAAAUGACCAAAAACAAGGACCAAAAUGUACUUAAAUUGUUUUAAAUGUUUGUAUGUAACUUCCAAAUAAAUAUAU
This is a messenger RNA of Anoplopoma fimbria (sablefish), 3738 nucleotides long. Its product is annotated as arfaptin-1-like. Gene Ontology annotation, biological process: regulation of Arp2/3 complex-mediated actin nucleation; intracellular protein transport. Gene Ontology annotation, cellular component: trans-Golgi network membrane. Lineage: Eukaryota; Metazoa; Chordata; Actinopteri; Perciformes; Anoplopomatidae. The transcript has 8 exons. The record is from RefSeq and is a predicted model, not a curated record. Bases 253 to 1230 code for a protein of 325 amino acids. Gene Ontology annotation, molecular function: protein domain specific binding; phospholipid binding.